AUGGCCAAGAAGAUUCUCGUGCUCGGCAGCGGCAUGGUCGCUAAGCCAUGCGUCAACUACCUGCUGCGAGAUGCUGACAACCUGUUAACCAUCGGUUGUCGCACAAUCACCACUGCCGAGAAGUUGGUAGCCGGACGAUCCCGCGCAACUGCCAUCGCCCUCGACGUCAAAUCCGCCGAUCUAGACCGCCACAUUGCCGAGCACGAUCUCGUCAUCUCCCUCGUUCCCUUCAUCUAUCACGCCGAUGUUAUCCGGUCGGCAAUCAAAGGCAAAACUCAUGUCGUCACUACAAGUUAUGUGUCUCCUGCGAUGCGAGCCCUCGAUGGAGCGGCCAAGGAUGCUGGUAUUACCGUCUUGAACGAGGUCGGCGUUGAUCCUGGUGUGGACCACCUUUAUGCUGUCAAGACUAUUGGCGAGGUUCACGAGAAAGGGGGAAAGGUCAAGGAGUUUUACUCAUAUUGCGGCGGACUCUGUGCGCCCGAGACCUCGGACAACCCUCUUCAAUUCAAGUUCUCAUGGUCGCCACGCGGCGCCUUGCUCUCCCAGCACAACUCUGCCGUUUUCCUCCAAGAUGGAAACGUGGUUGAGAUUUCGAACAAGGACCUCAUGGCAACAGCUCGGCCAUAUCACGUCCUCGACGGGUACUCGUUCCUGGCAUACCCGAAUAGGAAUUCCGUGCCAUUCCGUGAAUUCUACCAGAUUCCCGAAGCCCAUACCGUCAUCCGGGGCUCCCUCCGGUACAAAGGCAACCCUGCCCUGGUCAAAGCCCUAAUCGAUCUCGGAUGGCUGGACACAGAGGAGAAGGCCUGGCUGAAAGACGGAAUGACAUGGAGUCAGCUUCAGCAACGGGUGACUGGAGCGAGCUCGUCCUCCGAGGCCGAUCUCAUCACCAAGGUCAAGGAACUGUGCAACUUGCCCUCCUCAGUUGAACAAGACGAAAUCCUAGUGGGCCUUCGGUGGAUGGGACUCUUCAGUAACGAGGUAGCCCCUCUGCGGGGAAACCCUCUCGACACUCUCUCUGGCCGGCUGGAGGAGAUCUGCAGUUUCCAACCUGGCGAACGGGACAUGGUUAUGCUGCAGCACAAAUUUGUCGUAGAAUGGAAGGACGGUUCAAAGAACACAAUCACCUCCACACUUGAGCUCUUCGGCGACCCUAACGGCUACUCUGCCAUGGCCAAGUCCGUCGGUGUUACAUGCGGCAUUGCCACGCAGCUGCUUCUCGACGGACUGCCAGCCCCCAACGAGCCUGGCGUGUUGGCGCCGUACACGAAGGAAAUCUGCGAUCCGAUUCGAGUAAAGCUUGAGGGGGAAGGCAUCAAAAUGGUGGAGAGGAUGGUUUAG
This is a messenger RNA of Ilyonectria robusta, 1341 nucleotides long. RefSeq names its product saccharopine dehydrogenase. Gene Ontology annotation, cellular component: cytoplasm. The transcript is spliced from 5 exons. The record is from RefSeq and is a predicted model, not a curated record. Gene Ontology annotation, molecular function: saccharopine dehydrogenase activity. Lineage: Eukaryota; Fungi; Ascomycota; Sordariomycetes; Hypocreales; Nectriaceae. Bases 1 to 1341 code for a protein of 446 amino acids.